GGGUAAAAAUGUUAAGUCUACCAGACCUGCAGGUUAACUCAGCUUCACUUCUCUCACCUUUUCUUCUCUUCCUCCAGAGUCAAAAACGAUCCUAUGGACUGCCACUGUAAUGAAAGUGCACACCUUGGAGGAGCUGCACUGCAACAACUGCUUCGGCGACCUAGACACCAAGAAGUCCUCCGUGCACCGCAAGCACGAGACGUCCCGCAAAGAGGAGGAAAACAAGUCCCGCUUACCUGCGCUCGAAGCCGCCUACACCAGCAUCCUCCACGAGCUCGGGGAGGACACGGACCGACAGGGACUGCUGCGCACGCCGCUACGCGCCGCCAAGGCCAUGCAGUUCCUCACCAAGGGCUACCAUGAGAACAUCCACGACAUUUUAAAUGAUGCCAUAUUUGACGAAGACCACGAUGAGAUGGUGAUUGUGAAGGACAUAGAUAUGUUUUCACUGUGUGAACAUCACCUGGUGCCCUUUUAUGGCAAGGUUCACAUCGGGUACAUUCCCAACAAAAAAGUGGUGGGACUAAGCAAGCUGGCAAGGAUUGUGGAGCUCUUCAGUCGGAGGCUCCAAGUUCAAGAGCGUCUGACCAAGCAGAUUGCCAUGGGAAUAUCAGAGGCCCUGCAGCCAAAAGGUGUAGCUGUGAUUAUUGAAGCAGUGCACAUGUGUAUGGUCAUGCGUGGCGUCCAGAAGAUGAACAGCCGCACAAUGACGAGCGCCAUGGUGGGACUUUACCUCGAAGACCCCAAAACCCGGGAGGAGUUCCUGACCCUUUCAAAGCACACUUAACAAAUGUCAUACACCAUUCACUCCAAAGCCUCUUUAUACAGUUGCACACUGAAAGCUCUAGAGUAACAGUGCAUCCACAACUGACUUUACUUUAAGAAAACAAAAACUAAUAGCAGGAAACAUGCUGGAAACAACAAAGCUGCUGUUUGAUGCUGUAUCCAAGCCUACUCUGGAGCUCACCUCAAAAUGCCUGGUAGAUUUCAAUCCUGUUGCUGAAAUCUAUCAUUUGAAAUCACUGUGAACAUUAUAGGAAAUGAGAGACACAUUUUUGGUGCCUUUGGUAGAUAUUUUAUAGUCUUACAUGGCAAUAUCAAAACAAAAUGCCACAUUCUUUAAGCAAAAUCUUAACUAAUGUGGCA
Messenger RNA from Micropterus salmoides (largemouth bass), 1146 nucleotides. It is a transcript of the gene gch2, whose product is annotated as GTP cyclohydrolase 2. The record is from RefSeq and is a predicted model, not a curated record. Gene Ontology annotation, molecular function: zinc ion binding; GTP cyclohydrolase I activity; GTP binding. NCBI's taxonomy places the organism in Eukaryota, Metazoa, Chordata, Actinopteri, Centrarchiformes, Centrarchidae. Gene Ontology annotation, cellular component: cytoplasm. Gene Ontology annotation, biological process: tetrahydrobiopterin biosynthetic process; tetrahydrofolate biosynthetic process.